AUGGCGUCAUCUGGCCCCAACACCAUCAAGGUCGUUGCGAGAUUCCGACCGCAAAACAAAGUUGAAUUAGCGUCCGGCGGAGAGCCCAUCGUUGACUUUGAAAAUGAGCAAUCAUGUCAGAUCAGCUCGCGCGAAGGCAACGGGUCCUUUACCUUCGAUCGGGUGUUUCCCAUGGACUCGCACCAAAGCGACAUCUUCGAUUACUCCAUCCGACCGACCGUGGACGACAUUCUGAAUGGAUACAACGGAACCGUUUUCGCCUAUGGUCAGACUGGUGCAGGAAAGUCUUACACCAUGAUGGGAUCGGAUAUCGAGGACGAUAUGGGCAAGGGUGUCAUUCCGCGUAUCGUCGAGCAGAUUUUCGCCAGCAUCCUCACCAGCCCGAGCAACAUGGAGUACACCGUUCGAGUCAGUUAUAUGGAGAUCUACAUGGAACGCAUCCGCGAUCUGUUGGUGCCCCACAAUGACAACCUGCCCGUGCACGAGGAGAAGUCGCGAGGAGUCUACGUGAAGGGCCUGUUGGAGGUCUACGUGUCUAGCGUGCAGGAGGUGUACGAGGUGAUGCGCCGUGGUGGUGCGGCUAGGGCCGUCUCCGCGACCAACAUGAACCAGGAGUCUUCGCGGUCCCAUUCGAUUUUCGUCAUCACCGUUACGCAGAAGAAUUUGGAGACCGGUUCCGCCAAGAGCGGUCAGCUGUUCUUGGUCGAUUUGGCCGGUAGUGAGAAGGUUGGCAAGACCGGUGCCAGUGGCCAGACCCUCGAGGAAGCCAAGAAGAUCAACAAGAGUUUGAGUGCCCUGGGCAUGGUCAUCAACGCCCUCACGGACGGCAAAUCGAGUCACAUCCCGUACCGUGACUCGAAGUUGACUCGAAUUCUGCAGGAGAGUUUGGGUGGUAAUUCGCGGACCACGCUGAUCAUCAACUGCUCUCCCAGUAGCUAUAACGAUGCCGAAACCAUCUCCACCCUGCGAUUCGGUGUGCGCGCCAAGGCGAUUAAGAACAAGGCGAAGGUCAAUGCUGAGCUGAGUCCCGCCGAACUGAAGGCGCUGCUGCGUAAAGCCCAGGGUCAGGUCACCAACUUCGAGACCUACAUCUCGGCUUUGGAGAUGGAGGUUCAGUCGUGGCGAAGUGGUGACCAGGUGCCCAAGGACCGAUGGACUCCCGCCCGAGGAAAUGAAAUAGUCAGUGCUGCAAAGGCGGAGGCGCGCGCACCGCGUCCCGCCACUCCCUCUCGACUUCAAGACACCCCUCGCUCCGAGACGCCGCGACCGGAUUCGCGCAUCGGUGAUCGCUCCAGCACCCCCAGCAUUAUUCUCGAGAAAGAUGAGCGAGAGGAAUUCCUCCGACGGGAAAAUGAUCUUCACGAUCAGAUCGCGGAGAAAGAGUCGCACAUCGCCAACGUCGAGAGGGGCCUUCGUGAGGCUCGGGAGGAGCUCCGGAGCAUGAAGGAGAACUCGGCACGCUCGGGCAAAGACAACGACAAACUGAACACUGAGGUCAAUGAACUCCGCAUGCAACUCGAGAAGGUCUCGUACGAGGGCAAGGAAGCGUCCAUCACGAUGGACAGUCUUCGGGAGGCUAACUCGGAAUUAACCACGGAGCUGGACGAUGUUAAGCAACAGCUUCUGGAUGUCCGGAUGAAGGCGAAGGAGACUAGCGCUGCUCUGGACGAAAAGGAGAAGAAGAAGGCCGAGAAGAUGGCGAAGAUGAUGGCUGGAUUUGACCUUGGCGGCGACGUGUUCUCGGACAACGAGCGGAAGCUGCAGGAUCUCAUCCAGCGGGUCGACUCCCUGCACAAGGUCAGCGAAACGGGCGAGACGAUUGCCCCCGAUGAUCUCUUGGAGCUCCGAGCAAGCCUCAUGGAGACCCAGGGAUUCAUCCGUCAGGCCGAACUCACCAUGAACGAUCGGGGUGAACUGGGCGAGCUGCAGGACAGCCGUAGAGUGGAGGUUGAGGAGAAGUUGACGAAUCUCGAGCGGGACUAUGAGAAGUUGCUGGAGCGAAACCUGGGCGAAGGGGACGUUGAGGAGAUUAGGGAACGGCUGGAGAAGGUCUACGUUACCCGCAAGGAGACCGAGCUGCAGGCCGCUACUGAGCUUCGGGGUGAGAUUACACGCAAGGACGAAGAGCUAGGCAAGCUGCGUCAGUCCCUUGCGGACUCCCAGUCUCGGGUGUCCACCAAUGGCGCCGCCGGCAAGAACCUGCAGCAGCAGAUUGCCGAGUUUGACGCCAUGAAAAAGUCCCUGAUGCGCGACCUACAGAACCGCUGUGAGCGUGUGGUGGAGCUGGAGAUCUCCCUGGACGAUGCACGCGAGCAGUACAACAACGUGCUCCGCUCUUCAAACAACCGGGCCCAGCAGAAGAAGAUGGCCUUCCUGGAACGCAACCUGGAACAACUGACCCACGUGCAGCGCCAGCUGGUAGAACAGAACAGCAGCCUGAAGAAGGAAGUGGCCAUUGCGGAGCGAAAACUGAUCGCCAGAAAUGAGCGGAUUGCAAGCUUGGAGAGCCUGCUCCAGGAGAGCCAGGAGAAACUCACCCAAGCCAACCACAGAUUCGAAGCUCAACUCACCGCUGUCAAAGAGAGACUUGAAGCCGCGAAGCAGGGAUCGACCAGGGGUCUUCCAGCUAUGGAUGGCAGUGGCGGUUUCAAUUUUGGCGGCUCGAGAAUUGCGAAGCCGCUCCGUGGCGGCGGAGGAGAGAGCAACGCUCCCAUUGCCGGAGUCCAGUCUCAGGAGACGGGGAAACGCACCAGCUGGUUCUUUGAUCGACGAUGA
Aspergillus melleus is the source of this 2775-nucleotide messenger RNA. It is a transcript of the gene KLP1, whose product is annotated as putative kinesin family protein (KinA). The record is from RefSeq and is a predicted model, not a curated record. The coding region runs from base 1 to 2775 and encodes 924 amino acids. NCBI's taxonomy places the organism in Eukaryota, Fungi, Ascomycota, Eurotiomycetes, Eurotiales, Aspergillaceae. The transcript has 5 exons. Gene Ontology annotation, biological process: microtubule-based movement; mitotic spindle organization. Gene Ontology annotation, molecular function: microtubule motor activity; microtubule binding; ATP binding.